CUGAAAGAUCAAACUGAGGCUAUUGUUAGUGAGAUGUCAAUAAUUCUGGCUGAGAAAGAAAUGUACAAGAAAAAGAGUGAGGAACUCAGUCAGCUACUAACGGCAUUGCAGCAAGAAGUGAUGGAAAGCAGGAUUCAUCAUGAACAGAUAAAUGAACUUAUUCAAGAGAAAGAUGUUUUUAUCAAACAGCUUAAAGAGACCAUCAGAGACUACAUGGCCAUUAAACAGGACAUGAAUGAGAAGAUACAAGACUUGGAAGGCCAGUUGGCUUUGGCAGUAGUAAGCGGAAGUGGAUGUUCUUUCAUGAACAUCGAUAAUACACUGGAAGCUGAUAUGCAGUGUUCUGUCUCUCUUGGGGAAGAGCUUGGCCUUCUGCCUGUGGGCCAGAUGGACUGCACCAGUGAGGAAGAAGAGAAAGACGAUGAAAAUGACACAGAACAGCACAGUUUGGCAGAGGAUGAGAAGAAAAAUGAGGAAAAUAAGGAUGAAAUGAAAACAGAAAAGGUAGAGCGUACUGAAGAAGCUGUGACAGAGGAGGAAGAAGCCAGUCUGUCAGACUGUCCAUUGGCUGAUGGAAAGCUAUCGGAAUCUAAGAAGAGGAGCCUGUGCUGCUGGAGUAUUGGGCAUUGGGUUCCUGGUUCCUUUGGGUUUACUCAGAGCAUUGGCGCCUGUCGUCUCUGA
Pygocentrus nattereri (red-bellied piranha) is the source of this 681-nucleotide messenger RNA. RefSeq lists its product as uncharacterized. The record is from RefSeq and is a predicted model, not a curated record. Lineage: Eukaryota; Metazoa; Chordata; Actinopteri; Characiformes; Serrasalmidae. Bases 34 to 681 code for a protein of 215 amino acids. The transcript is spliced from 8 exons.